CCCAGACCUGCUGUGGAGUUACAGGGCUUCCACAGGCUGGAUAGAGAAGAGCAAGUCCUGUGGUAAAGGCUUACGGGCCCAGUGCUGCUGCCCCUGGCAUUUCCUUUGGCCAAGCCAGGCUUCCCUGGGGCAGGGCGUUUGCUCGUGCGUGUGCGAGGAUCUCCUUUAUCUCUGGUUAGUAACAUUGACAUGAUAACAACCCCCAAUCUACAGAGAUAGGAAACUAGACCUUUAUCUAUGUUAAAGAUGUUUAAGAGUGAUGUUGCUGACCAGCAGUUUAGCCUUGAAACUGCAAUUGAAAACAUGGAUAAAAUGUCCAGGGAGUUGAAGAAGCUAAAUGUGCAAAGCCAGCUGCUGCUCUGUGACCUUACUUUGAACUUCAAUCAUCCUGUGAAGACCACCGUUGCAAGGGAAGUAGAAGAAGAGAAAAUAGAUUCUGAAGAAUUGAGUAAUUCUAUUCCAUUAAAUGCUGAUGUUUCAAUUACUAAUUCUUCACUUUGAGCUAUUAGAAUUCCAGCAUGGCUUUCUGCUCUAGAUUUUCAGUGAGUGAUGAAGGUUCUUAGUGAAACAUCACAUUAAACCAGGCAAGCAAAAGAGGAAACCUCAUCAACAUCUUGCUGACUUUUAAGUGUUUUUUGCUUUAAUUAAAAUAAUAC
Pelodiscus sinensis (Chinese soft-shelled turtle) is the source of this 656-nucleotide messenger RNA. The record is from RefSeq and is a predicted model, not a curated record. NCBI's taxonomy places the organism in Eukaryota, Metazoa, Chordata, Testudines, Trionychidae.